AUGGCGGCGCUGGUGGGACUGCGUGCAUGUUUCUCCGGUAAAAUCGUUUAUUUCCUGCAAAAACAUAUCGAUUAACGUGUAAUUCUGACAUUUUAAUAUGCGGCACUAACUCUUACUCCUGUUUUACUCCCGUGUUUGUAGUUUCUGUCACUGAAACUGAAACAGUGAGGGUUUUAAAGAGGUGAUGCUGUUUGUUCUGAGAGCAAGGUCACGUUACCGAAGACUGUUAGCUAACUUCAGAGCUAGCUCAGGAUUACCUCUGAUUACUGAUCAAUGAAGAUGAACCCCUGAGAGAUUGUUGACAGUUUAAUUUAUCUUUAUUUAUUCAGAUCAUAUAAACCGACUGUUCUGUGGAGGAACAGCUCUGCGGAGUCUCUCUGAGGGUUUAGCUGCUGCUGUUAGCGAACUAAAAUCAACAUUUCUGCUUCUUAAGUUUGACUAAAAGUGUUAAAACGGUCAUUAUUAAAGAGUGCAGGAGUUAUAUUACUAACAUGUCUGUAUCAGAGAGUGUGCACAGACAGUAUAGAUGUCCCACACCUGCAGAUAGAUCAAGAUUACCUGUUAAAAGAUGGAAACAUCAGUCUAGAUGUCUGUCACAGUUUCUGUUACUGAAGCUGGAUCUAAGAAUGAAGCAGACUCAUCCGUCUCUUCAGGGAGGAGUCGACUCUCAAACUUUGGGGGAGUUUUGGCUCCACUGAAGCAGGAGAAUGUCUCCACCUCCUCUAAAGCUGGAUGUUUCUCCUCUGAAGUUUCUCUCUGCCUCCAUCAUUGUUUACUUUCCUCACGAAUUAUACACCAAGAUCUGAGCAGGAAUCUGAUCACUGUAGUAACCUUUAUGAGCCGAUCAGAGGCAGACGGGUUCGAUGAUUUGAUUCGCCACGACUCCAGAAAUGAUUGAGAAACUACAGGAUGUUAUAAAACGACGUAUCUGCGCUCCCGCCUUAAAGAGUAGAGAUGCGUCCACGCUGUCCCGGUCUGAGUGGGUUAAACAGCGGGUUUAUAUCUGAGUGAAUAAAGCCGUAAUGUCCUGUUCUCCUCUCCUCAGCCCUUCAGCUCUCCUCGCCGGGUCUCCUCCACAGCUCCUUUAAACUGGUGAGUCUGAACAUCCGGCCCAGAGUCUCGGACUGUUCAGAUCUUUGAUUGUCCCCCCCGCUUCCCUGCGCUCACUGCUCCGAUGUUCGGUUUGUGGUUUUCCCCGCAGUGUGCUGUGCCUCUGAGUCGGCGGACAUUUGCAGCAGAAGCCAAGAAGGUGUACAGCAGAGACAAACCUCACGUGAACAUCGGGACGAUUGGCCAUGUAGAUCACGGCAAGACCACGCUGACAGCAGCCAUCACCAAAGGUAACGGCGUCCAUACCGACGCAGAGAUCUCUUCAGAGUUUGUGAAACAGGAAAAUGAAAGCUGGAGUUCGCUCGGUGUUUUUGUCCUCAGUGCUCGCUGAAGCUGGUGGAGCGAACUACAAGAAGUACGAGGACAUCGACAACGCCCCCGAGGAGAAGGCCAGAGGGAUCACCAUCAACGCCUCUCACGUGGAGUACACCACCGCCAACAGACAUUACGCUCACACAGACUGUCCCGGUCACGCCGACUACGUCAAGGUGAUCUCCUCUAACGGCUUCGAUCAUCCGAGGUCGACCCGCCCUGUUUGUGCGUUUUAUCAACCCACUCUGUGUCCUCUUCCAGAACAUGAUCACAGGCACGGCUCAGAUGGACGGCUGCAUCCUGGUGGUGGCGGGCACUGACGGCCAGAUGCCUCAGACGCGGGAGCACCUCCUGUUGGCGCGGCAGAUCGGGGUCGAACACGUGGUGGUUUUCAUCAACAAGGCCGACGCCGUGGAGGACAAGGAGAUGCUGGAGCUGGUGGAGAUCGAGAUCCGUGAGCUGCUCACAGAGUUCGGCUACGAUGGCGAGAACACACCCGUCGUCAUAGGCUCCGCCCUCUGUGCGCUGGAGGUUAGGAGAACAUUAGCAGUGAUAUUAGCCUCUGAUAACUGUGUCUGUCAGUCAUCCUUUAACUGACACUAACCUGAGUGUGGUUGAACUUUAGAACAAAGAGCCUGAGCUCGGAGUGAACGCCGUGAUGAAGCUCCUGGAGGUCGUCGAUAAUUACGUUCCCCUGCCGAAAAGAGAGCUGGAGAAACCGUUCCUCCUGCCCAUCGAAGGUUCUUAUUCGAUCCCAGGUAUGAAGAGUGUGAGCCGAUCAAAGAGGACCGAUGAUCAUCAUCAUCCCAACAUGGUGAGGUGAGAAAGUUCCCGGCUCUGAACGCCGUUUUUAUCCUGUGUGUGUUUCAGGCAGGGGGACCGUGGUGUCGGGAACCCUGGAGAGAGGAAUCAUCAAAAAAGGAGACGAUGCCGAGUUUGUCGGACACAAUCGCAACAUCAAGUCGGUGGUUACAGGUGAGAGAAGGAAACAGGAAAAGACAGAAACCGUAAAAGAGGAGCGACAGUGUGUUGAGUGUGUGUGGGUACAUGUGUGUAUAUAUGUAUAUGUGUGUAUGUAUGUUUGUAUGUGUAUGUAUACAUAUAAUUAUUAUUAUAUAGAUAUUCCAAUGUAAUCCAAUUAAGAUUUUUUUUGUUUUCUUUUCUUUUUAAAUUCUCUUUUACAUAUUAUAUAAAUCCCCCCCCCCACAAAAGUAUUUUUGUAAAUUUUUUAUUUUUUAUCUUUUUGUUGUUGUUGUUGUUUCUGUUGUUGUCGUCACUCUGUUUUGUUGUUAAAAAAAAAUAAUAAUAAAAAAUAAAUUAAUAAAAUAAAAUAAAAUGUCCCCCCCCCCCCCAAAAAAAAAAAAAGAAAAAAAAAAAAGAGGAGCGACAGGACGGGCUCUCGUCAGAUUUAGAUUUAGAAACUUUAUUAAAACUGGAGAGUAAACCUGAGCGAGCAGCACAGACAAACUUCAUCCAGACUGAGAUCCUUUCUUACAUGAAUUCUCUUUAGAGCUCACCUCUCCACGUCACGUUAAACUUCUGACGCUCGUCUGUUUGAAGUAUUUUCUGUAGAAAUAAACGCAGAAAUUUGACUGAGCUCAUCUUCAGCAGCAGAGACGUUUGCUCCGCCUCCUCCUCCUCUUUUAUCACAUCUCCGCUCGUCCAAACAACAAUCUGAAGACGACUCCACACACGCCGAUGGACUCUAACCUUCUUCACUUCCUGUUUGCUUCAGGUAUUGAGAUGUUCCACAAGUCUCUGGACCGGGCAGAGGCCGGAGAUAACCUGGGCGCUCUGAUCCGAGGUAUCAAGAGAGAGGACGUGAGGAGGGGGAUGGUGAUGUGUAAACCAGGAUCCAUCCAGCCUCACCGGAAAGUCAAAGCCCAGGUCUGAAAACACCGAACCGAGAAUUUUUAACAAUCAGUGAAUCAAAAAGAGCGAAAGUUUGAUCCUUCAGCUGCUGCAGGUUUCUCUGCUCUGUUACUGACACACUGAUAUAUAUGUGUGUGUGUGCGCGUCAUUUCUCACAGGUGUACAUUCUGAGUAAAGAGGAGGGAGGCAGACACAAACCCUUCGUCACCAACUUCAUGCCCGUCAUGUUCUCGCUGACCUGGGACAUGUCCUGUAGAGUCACCCUGCCCCCAGAGAAGGUCGGUGUUCACCCAUGACGGCUCAUUUCAAACCCAUCCGGCUGACGAGCGAGUUAAACGUGAAAAUAUAGUUCAGAUUUUAUUUCUAAGUUUAGUGUUUUCUUAUUUAUCAAAUCUGAGCAGGUAGAUUCAUCAGAUUCAGGGUUAAAAGGACGUAUCAGAGCAGGAGCGUCUCCCUCCCUCACCUGUCUUCUUCUGUCUCCUCAGGACAUGGUGAUGCCCGGGGAGGACACCCCCCUGAUGCUCACGCUUCGCCAGCCCAUGAUUCUGGAAAAAGGUCAGAGGUUCACUCUGAGGGACGGGAACAAAACCAUCGGCACCGGCCUGGUUACAGACAUCCUGCCCUUCUCAGAUGAAGACGCCCAGAUCAGAUGGGGCUGA
Molecule: messenger RNA, 3953 nt
Organism: Xyrichtys novacula (pearly razorfish)
Lineage: Eukaryota; Metazoa; Chordata; Actinopteri; Labriformes; Labridae
Source: the annotation of a GenBank genome assembly